Messenger RNA from Brugia malayi, 126 nucleotides. RefSeq lists its product as uncharacterized. The record is from RefSeq and is a predicted model, not a curated record. Bases 1 to 126 code for a protein of 41 amino acids. The transcript is spliced from 3 exons. Lineage: Eukaryota; Metazoa; Nematoda; Chromadorea; Rhabditida; Onchocercidae.
AUGAGAGAAAUUGUGCUGUUUCAAUUACUUUUAUUUCAGGCAUUUGUUAGCUUCAGUAAUACUUGGACGUGGGCACGAUUACCCGUCAAUCCCAACGUCUUUCUUUUUGUAAGCAGCAAACGUUGA